Messenger RNA from Cucurbita pepo subsp. pepo (vegetable marrow), 746 nucleotides. Lineage: Eukaryota; Viridiplantae; Streptophyta; Magnoliopsida; Cucurbitales; Cucurbitaceae. The record is from RefSeq and is a predicted model, not a curated record.
UUUUUCUUAAUAGCAGAUUAGGAUUCGACCACCCCCGGUUUACACGCGAAGCCGAAAUCAGAGGCCUCAUUGUUCUUUCCUCCUCUUCGGAUCAUUCAGAUUCCCAGCCAUAACUGAGCAAGAUUUUGCUGCAAUUUCACCGAACAAUUUCCAAAUCGAGCUGCAUAGAUGGCAAACCAAGGAGCAAAGAAGCGCAAGGAAGAGAACGCUCGUCAUAUGGCGAAUCUCCGUCGUCUCAUCAUAGCCUGUAACGUUAUCUAUAUCUUGGUUCGAAUGCUGAUUUUUCAUUCAAGUUUCACUUGGAAACACUGGGUUGGUCUGAUUGUCACAUCCGCAGCUUAUUUUAUUCCUUACAACCAACUUGCCAAAAUGGCAGACCCAACAUAUGGUGAUGACGGUGAACUUCUAGAUGGUGGGUUUGAUAUGAGGACUGGUGGAAUUUGUGGGUAUGUCCUCUGUCUUCUUAAUGUAUGUCAUUACAUGUCAGUUUCAUGCAUGUUUUUGUCUUCUUGAUAUAGAGUAUAAUUGUUGAAUACAGACCUAAUUGUUCUGUAACCCAAGUUUAAAUGAACCGUAGCUCUGAAACUUGCUAAGACUUGGUAUGAUAUUGUUCACUGUGGAUCAAAUUUCUUUUGGAAGAUGAAGCUAUGUUUUUCUGGUUGUCAUCCCAAAAUUCAGUAUUAAAUGCUUGAAAUGGAAGUGAUUAGUGAUUUGAUAAUCGGAUUCAUUGAUUCACCGAGGAUAAC